Molecule: messenger RNA, 1098 nt
Organism: Meira miltonrushii
Lineage: Eukaryota; Fungi; Basidiomycota; Exobasidiomycetes; Exobasidiales; Brachybasidiaceae
Product: putative 60S ribosomal protein L32
Exons: 1
Coding region: 338-730 (130 amino acids)
Biological process (GO): translation
Cellular component (GO): cytosolic large ribosomal subunit; ribosome
Molecular function (GO): structural constituent of ribosome
Source: RefSeq, a predicted model, not a curated record
CGACAACAGGUCAAAUUUCGGUAAGUAUCAGUACAUGGCAAAGAGAUAUACGGUUUCGACAUCAGCCUAGAGUGUAUGGAUUAUGACUUCGCCAUUCCGACAAAUUCAACAAACGGAAAGACGAGCGAAGAAUGCUCUUGUGUGAGCUGAGAAAGGGAAGGAUGGAAAAAGGAUGACACAGGGAUGGGAAUGGGUGGUGAAUGAUUGCAUGGUAGGACACUUCUCAGCUCAUCGGAAUGAUACAACACUCUGGCUCGAUUACGGAAUCUAGAAGCAUGAAAUCAUUGUACAAGCAGCUAACACUUUAUUUGCCCCCUUUCACACAUCUUCAGUCAAGAUGGCCGCCGCAAAGAUCCCAAUCAUCAAAAAGAGGACAAAGAAGUUCGCUCGCUUCCAAAGCGAUGGAUUCAAGAGAGUUGACCCCUCAUGGCGCAAGCCCAAGGGUAUUGACAGUGCCAUCCGUCGUCGUUUCAAGGGACGUCCAGCUUGCCCAAAGAUUGGUUACGGAUCAAACAAGAAGACACGUCACUUGAUGCCCAACGGAUACAGACGUUUGGUCGUUUCCAACGUUAAGGAUGUCGAACUUUUGUUGAUGCACAACGCCUCUUACGCUGCCGAAAUUGCACACAACGUUAGCAGCAAGAAGCGCAUUGAAAUCUUGGAAAAGGCAAAGGUUUUGGGAGUUAAGGUCACCAAUGCCAACGCUCGUGUCCGUGCUGAAGAAGCCUAAUCGGUUCUUCCUGUCACCUCGCCAUCUUUUCGACACAUCACAUCAGCGUACCGAAAUCUCGAUUGGACUGCGAAACACAUUCGACCACCUUUCGACUUUUCAAGCGUCUCACGUAUACACAUCAUCAUCAACACAUGUAUUUAAGAGCUGUUCACAGCGGCUCAUCAUUUGCACUUAUAGGCGGCUCACGAGCCCAUCACAAAAUGGCUAUCAUUUCAAGCUUCUCGAAUAGUUUUGUUAGAAUGAGGACUAAGGUAGUGGGAAGCAGAGAAACAUUGUGUGUGCAGGGAUUGUGAGCACGAAUAUUUGAGUGGGAGGAGGUUGAAUUGAUUCGGACAGUAAAGAAUACAAAUGCGAAUGUGUUGGUG